This is a messenger RNA of Orbilia oligospora ATCC 24927, 867 nucleotides long. RefSeq lists its product as uncharacterized. The record is from RefSeq and is a predicted model, not a curated record. Bases 1 to 867 code for a protein of 288 amino acids. The transcript is spliced from 5 exons. NCBI's taxonomy places the organism in Eukaryota, Fungi, Ascomycota, Orbiliomycetes, Orbiliales, Orbiliaceae.
AUGGUUUUUCUACCAUUCGUCCCGUUCUUUCUACUUAUCCUACCGGCACUUGCUGCCAGUCUUGAAAAACGACAAUGUACAGGCAAUAACUGCCUCCGUGCCCUCCGUGCAUCUAGAAGGAUAGAACAAGCAUCGCUUGAUUGCUCUAUCUUUUUUGACUCCUCUGUUAUUAUAGUAUCUACGGCGACUACAACCUUCGUGUCGAUAAUACCCACCGAGGUCACUACUACAACCGUUUACUCCAUAAUCAAUCGUCCUGCGACAAGAAAUAAGGACAAGCGUGAUCCAGAGCCUAUCGUACCUCCAAAAGCUCGACAUGUGCCUACUCCGAUAGCCCUGGUUCCGCGUCAAGAAGCAUCGAGCACUGAUAUCGAACUGCCCGCGUAUGCAACGGCCUGUCGGGGUCCAAGCGCGUUCGCCAGCGCUUGCUCAUGCAUUGGGGUUGAGCAGCCGACUGGAACAAUUACUGUUACUGAUACCACUACCUCAACUAUUACCGGCCAGACCCGCACGAGAACAACAACAGUGACCGUCCCCGCCUGUGACCCGAGCCAAAACUAUGGCAUCGCAUACAGUGGCGGCGGUGCAGUCCCCGGCCCCGGUGUUUCCGGUUCAGAUUACAACUUCCAGCAGCUCCUAAAUGUCACGGACAGCGCUUCAUGCUGUAGAAGGUGUUUUGAAACCGUCGGUUGCUUUACUUAUGAUUUAGUAGCUUCUUAUUGCAGGAUUAAUUUCCUUGUAGCGGGAAGGAGUGAGACACCGACGGAUACGGGACUGUGUCCGUAUGGUCGGUUGAUUGAGUUUACUGAUCCGGGGAAUGCAUUCGGCCUUGGUCCUUGCAAUUCUUACGGCGGACCGGCGUCGUGA